This is a messenger RNA of Aureobasidium melanogenum CBS 110374, 1497 nucleotides long. Its product is annotated as benzoate 4-monooxygenase cytochrome P450. The coding region runs from base 1 to 1497 and encodes 498 amino acids. Lineage: Eukaryota; Fungi; Ascomycota; Dothideomycetes; Dothideales; Saccotheciaceae. The transcript is spliced from 6 exons. Gene Ontology annotation, molecular function: oxidoreductase activity, acting on paired donors, with incorporation or reduction of molecular oxygen; heme binding; iron ion binding. The record is from RefSeq and is a predicted model, not a curated record.
AUGAACGACGACUCUAUGGUAACCUCGUGGCCUCCCUCAUCAAUCGCGUUAGGACUGACCGUCAUCGCUUAUAUCACAUACUGGAUCAUAUCGUAUCUUCAACAUCCUCUGUAUAAGUUUCCUGGCCCUUUUCUAGCAUCCAUCAGCAACAUCCCACACUGCCUGAGUUUUCUCCGAGGCAGACAGCCCUACGAUCGUCUCGCACUUCACGAGAGAUACGGUCCAGUAGUCCGGACAUCACCAAACGAACUCUCCUUCAAUACUUCUCAAUCAUGGAAAGACAUAUACGGCUCCAGACCAGGACAUCAAGUCUUCCGCAAAAGCCCUUUUUAUGAAGGUGCGAGUUUUGAUGGGAAAACACUUUCGAUAAUCAGUGAAACAGAUCCGGCAAAUCAUAAGAAGAUGCGAGCACAACUCAGCAAUGCGUUUUCGGAUAAGAGUCUUAGGGAGCAGGAAGGGUUGGUCAACGAACCUAUUGACUUGUUUAUCGAUCAGAUUGGGAAACUGGGUGAUUGUCCUCAAGGCAUUGAUAUCGUUAUGUGGUUUAACCUUAUGACUUUUGAUAUCAUUGGCAGCUUGGCUUUUGGAGAAUCGUUUGGGGGAUUAGAGUCCGCGAAGUCUCAUGAAUGGAUUCAACUGGCCGUCGGAUCUAUGAAACAAGGAGCUCUAGGAGACUCUUUGGGUCGCUAUCCUACUAUCGCAGCUCUGGUAAAAAAGCUUUUUCCUGGAGUGAUUGACAAAAUUCUUCAGGAUACUCGCAAGCAUGACGCACAUACGAAGGAUCUUGUGAGAAGACGUUUGCAGAAAAACUCAGAUCGACCAGACUUUUUGACACGCAUAAUCGAAGAACGUGAAAUGCACAUCAUUUCCGAAUCGCAGAUCGCCGCUCACUCCUCUGACUUCAUCAUUGCUGGAAGCGAAACAACCGCAACCACAUUAUCUUGCGCUACAUACUACCUCCUACGCGAUAAUGUACUAUACGACAAACUGCGCACAGAGAUCCGUAGUGCUUUCCCUAGCUACGAAGACAUCAACUCUGCCUCAGCUUCAAGGCUCAAGCUUGUCAAUGCAAUCUGUCUCGAAGCUAUGCGCAUGUAUCCUCCACUUCCAUUCGCUCUGCCUCGAGUUGUCCCACAGGGUGGGGAUACUGUGGAUGGGCAUGUGCUUCCCGAAGGCAUUACUGUGUCUACAAAUCCAUUCGCCGCUUCCAUGUCUUCCGCCAACUUUAAAGACCCUUUCACCUUCGCACCUGAGCGCUGGCUAGACAACAAGGACCAAGACGACCUAGACGCAUCCCAGCCUUUCUCGUAUGGUUCACGAGCUUGCAUGGGACGAAGUCUGGCAUGGACAGAACUUAACCUCACGAUGUGCAAGUUGCACUACAAGUACGAUCUUGAACUUGUCAAUACGAAUCUGGACUGGCAUAGGGACUCAAAGAUGCAUAUUGUGUGGCAUAAACCUGCGAUGAUGGUCCGUGUGAGAGCUCGGCCAGACUAG